AUGAAUGGAUCUGUAGUGGAAAGUGUAGAAGGUGAAAACAAUUCCUUUAUGCUAAUGCCAUCGGGCCCUUGUGCACACUUUAUUAGUCAGUCCUUUAAACAAAGAGUAGAUCCAGAAGGGUACGCUUGGGGAAAAGUAAGCAAAGAAAUGUGUGAAUUAUAUUGGGAAGAGUUUCAGAAAAAAUGUUGUUGGGAUGAAACAAUAGACUCACUGGUGAGGCAAGCUUGGGCAAGGAAAGCGGCAGAAAGUUAUGAAGAAUACAAGCUAAAAUCUGAGAAGAACAAGAAAAAUAGGCGUAACGGUGUGGCUGAUGGAGUAGCAAAACCUACAUAUAACGCAGGAUCUGCAAGUCAUUUGAAGAUUGCUUCUGAUUUGAAGAGGAAAUUAGGACGUGAUCCAUCCCAUAGUGAAUUGUUCCUGUAUAUACACACGAAGAAUGACGAUGGUGCGGCGUAUACAGAAAAACAGGAAGAGUUGGAAGCUGAAAGUGUUGAAUUUGAGGAGGACAAGUUAUUUUAUGCUGUUGUUGGUGGUCAUGAUAAAAAAAAGACUUUAUGGAUUACGCUCUUUUGCAAAGGCGGUUCCCAAUAG
Messenger RNA from Lactuca sativa (garden lettuce), 591 nucleotides. RefSeq lists its product as uncharacterized. Lineage: Eukaryota; Viridiplantae; Streptophyta; Magnoliopsida; Asterales; Asteraceae. The record is from RefSeq and is a predicted model, not a curated record.